AUGACUCGAUUCAAAGAGGAUCCCAAGCGAUGGGGGAGGGGCCAAGGGGCAGCAGAGGGGAGGGUCCGAGGCGCUCCCGUCCGCGAUCUUGCAGACCCAACAGGCCAGUUGUUAGUCAAUGCACUGAGCAAGCAGUGGUGGGACUACUGGUACCCGCCAGGAUUGAGGUGGGCUUCUUGUACUACUGCUCCUAUGUGUGACGGUGUCUGGAGGGAUGGUUUUGGGAGUCAGUCAGGAGACCAUCACAUAGACUCCAGGACAACCGACAGAGACCCAGAGGGACAUCAGCAGGGAGGGUCGAGGCGCUCCUUAACGGGCCGUGGAGAAUGCAGUAAGUUCAGUAGAGAGUGGGGCCAAAACGCUUCCCUGACAACAUGCCCCCCAAGCCCGGGCGCUACUAACGGGAUCCCCACGGAGGAUGCUGCGCUCGCUAACACCACGGGUAAUACUGCCGGAGGGAUGACGAUGGGAGGGGGGUGUUCGGGCAAGGGGCGGCGGUUGUCUCCCUGUGCCCCCCGAUUGGCCGAUAGGCGCGACCGAACAGUGGGGCGGAGCUCAGGCGUGGGUCGAGGUCUGGUGCAGGCGGGUUGCCAUAGCGGAGCAGAGGUGUUUCCUUUGCCCGCCUGCUGGUGCCCGCCAGCUCCACAUGCCCGGUUGGUGCGCUGGCCUUGUCCAGAGUUCUGUUAUGGGCUGCAGACAAUGCUGGGCAGGUUUCUGGAGGAUGGAGAACCUGCCCUGGGUGCUGUGGACCUGCUGACCCCGCGGCCGGCGACACUGUGUGUGGUUAGAAUCCUACAAAGGAAGAGGAAGGGGAAGAAGAAGGAAGAAGAAAGAAGAGGAAAGAAGAAGAAGGAAGAGGAGGAGAAAGAAGAAGGGGAAGAAGGGGAAGAAGAGGACGAAGGGGAAGAAGGGGAAGAAGAGGAAGAAGGGGAAGAAGAGGAAGAAGGGGAAGAAGAGGAAGAAGGGGAAGAAGAGGAAGAAGAGGAAGAAGGGGAAGAAGGGGAAGAAGAGGAAGAAGAGGAAGAAGUGAAGAAGAUGAAACGGAAAGAGGAAGGGGAAGAAGGAAGAAGAAAGAAAAGUGAAGAAGAGGAAAGAAGAAGAAGGAAGAGGAGGAGGAAGAAGAAGGGGAAGAAGAAGAAGAGGAAGAAGGGGAAGAAGAGGAAGAAGGGGAAGAAGAGGAAGAAGGGGAAGAAGGGGAAGAAGGGGAAGAAGAGGAAGAAGGGGAAGAAGGGGAAGAAGAGGAAGAAGGGGAAGAAGAGGAAGAAGAGGAAGAAGAGGAAGAAGGGGAAGAAGAGGAAGAAGGGAGGAAGGAAGAAGAAGGGGAAGAAGAGGAAGAAGAGGAAGAAGGGGAAGAAGAGGAAGAAGGGGAAAAAGAACAGCAGAAGGGGAAGAACCGGAUGA
Messenger RNA from Knipowitschia caucasica, 1401 nucleotides. The record is from the annotation of a GenBank genome assembly. Lineage: Eukaryota; Metazoa; Chordata; Actinopteri; Gobiiformes; Gobiidae.